Molecule: messenger RNA, 1616 nt
Organism: Scomber scombrus (Atlantic mackerel)
Lineage: Eukaryota; Metazoa; Chordata; Actinopteri; Scombriformes; Scombridae
Gene: cdca7b
Product: cell division cycle associated 7b
Exons: 10
Coding region: 58-1245 (395 amino acids)
Biological process (GO): regulation of DNA-templated transcription
Cellular component (GO): nucleus
Source: RefSeq, a predicted model, not a curated record
UUUUACACAGCUAAACUUUCCGUUGGACGGAGAUUUUGCUGUAAAACGCAGCUAAAAAUGACACUCAGAUCAAAGGCUGCGUGUUUCAAGUCCAAGUUUAUAACUGCUGAGCUGGCUGAUCUGUUCAGCAAGUCAGACAGUGAAGGGGAGUUUGAAGGUUUCAGCGAUGGUGAGGAGGAAGAGGACAGAGGAUGCUAUAACAAGAGACUGAAGACCAAGAUGGUAGAGUCAGAGGAGGACAGUGAUGUCGACACAGGCUUUUACUCUGAUGGUGAGGAGGCCCCCCCGCAAAAGAGGAGGAGUCUUUUAGUAGCCCUGAGGUUUCCCAUCAAAAGACUAUCUACCCCCAAACAGGAACCACAAAAGAAAAAUGUGAAAAAGCCAGUCAAAGAAACUCCUCGUUCACAGAGAGCCAAGCAGAGGAUGAAGCAGCAGGAUGAGGGAGAAGAGGAGGAGCAGGAGGAAGACAAAGAGGAUGUCUUGUCUCAGAGCCUAAGGAAGCGAGACAAGAACAUCCAGGAAAAUAAGGCCAUGCUGGCUAAGCUGUUUGCUGAUCUGAGCAGCAUGGCUGACCUGACUCUGCCCACAAGUCCUCAAAAGAAGAAGCGCGUUUCAGACAAAACAACGCCACGGAAACGCAAAUUUGAACCAGAAAGGGGGUCAGAGAGGAGGAACCCAUCCCGUAAGGCCCGCCCUCCUGAGAACUUUGCAGUGGAGGAAAAGAGCGAGCCCCUCACCCAAAGAAGCCCCGGAACUGUAGACAUCAGGAGACUGGUGGAGGUGGAUGAGGAACAUGUUGGUGAGAAGCGGAAGAAGAGGAAGAGCCACAGUUCCAGGAGGAGCCAAUAUGAGGUGAAAUCAGUCGACGAGAUCACCAAAGAAGAUCUGGACAACAUAGCGCACCGCAGCAAAGACAAGAUCUGGGACAAAGAGAAUGGAAGCUCCUGUCACCAGUGCCGACAGAAAACUCUGGACACCAAGACAGUGUGUCGCAGUGGUUUCUGUUCAGGGGGCAAAGGUCAGUUCUGUGGGCCGUGUCUGAAGAACCGCUACGGAGAGGAUGUACGCACAGUGCUGCUUGACCCGGAAUGGUCAUGUCCCAUCUGCCGAGACAUGUGUAACUGCAGCCUGUGUAGAAAAAAGGAGGGUCGCUGUGCUACCGGCAUCUUGGUGGGAUUGGCCCGCUACAACGGCCACGACAAUGUUCAUGAGUAUCUAAAGAGCAUUCAGAGGGAGCUGAAGUGAGAGCCCAGAGAGGAGAAUGUACUGGUAUAGCUGAAACCUGGAGCCGCUCUUGUGCUGCACAGUACUGUAGAACUCAUUUUAAUGCACAUUCUUAAGUUUAGAUCAACCUUUCUAACUAGAGGAACUUUCUUUUUCUUGUAACCUUAAGAUAAGGCACAUACACUGUUAAUAUGUUUUAUAUAUUCUGAUUGUAAUUCUGCAUAAGAUGCAGACAUGUUCUUUUUUGUUAUAAGACCAGUGCUUAAGUUUGAGCUGUAUAUUUUCUUUGCAAUAUUUUAACUCUUGGUGUUCAUUGCAGCGAGUGGUUGGUUAUUUUCUGUGUUAUGGAUGCAAAAGAAGCUUUGUAUACCAGCUACUUUUCUAAAACUGAG